Molecule: messenger RNA, 1637 nt
Organism: Maylandia zebra (zebra mbuna)
Lineage: Eukaryota; Metazoa; Chordata; Actinopteri; Cichliformes; Cichlidae
Source: RefSeq, a predicted model, not a curated record
UAUUGCAAAAUAACCAGGAAAACAUCUGUGUUCUGGCACGCUGGCUGGAAAUAUAAUUCACAAGUAUGGAAGUGAAACUGAUGUGCAUGGGGCACAAACCAGUGGGAAGUAAUUGGACAGUGUUGAGAAGGAAUAUGAUAUAUUUUCUGCUGAGGGAAAGGCAGAAAUGCAUACAAAAAACAAAAGAUAAAAGAAAUAUCAUCAGUAGCAGCUUUUCUGAUUCACUGACAGUCCCAAGGGAAACAGUAUCUGCUUUGUUCGGAUCUUCAGAAUGAUGAAACGGAGUGUUUUCAUUUUGCUGCUCCUCCUGAGGACGACUUUGGCUUCUACUUAUCAAAAUCUGGCUACACGUGGUAAAGCAACUCAGUCAACCUGUUACCCGCAUGCUAGGGCAUCUGCCCUUAAUGCAAUUGAUGGAAACCGCAAUUCUGACUUUAUGGCGGGGUCGUGCACACACACUAAUGAACAGACAAAUCCCUGGUGGAAAGUGGACCUGCUUCAGUCCUACGUCAUCACUUCCAUCACCGUCACUAACAGAGGAGACUGCUGUCAUGAAAGGCUCAACGGGCUGGAGAUCCACAUUGGCAACUCUUUGGUCAAUGACGGUUUAGAUAACCCAAUGGUUGGUAGAAUUUCUCGAAUUCGUUUGGGCAAAUCCUUCGAUCUGACUUUUACCAAUCGUGUGGAGGGACGGUAUGUAACUUUGACUGUGACCGGUUCACGAAGGAUCCUCACACUCUGCGAAGUGGAAGUCUAUGGAUACCCUAGUCCAACUGAGGAGAAUCUUGCACUCCAAGGAAAAGCCACACAAUCCUCACUGUAUGCAUUUGGCAACGCAUUUAAUGCCAUAGAUGGAAAUCGUAACAGCAAAUGGGAAGAUGCCUCCUGCACUCUCACACAGAAAUCAAUGAGCCCUUGGUGGCGACUUGAUCUGCUCAAAACACGUAAAGUGUUUUCUAUUAAUAUAGUAAAUCAAGAUUCUCUUCCAGAACGACUCAAUGGAGCCGAGAUCCGCAUUGGCGAUUCCCUUCGCAACAACGGGAACAACAACUCCAGGUGUGCUGUGAUCACAAGCAUCGCUGGAGAUGUUGUUGCUAAGUUCACAUGCAAUGGAACGGAAGGCCGCUAUGUUAAUAUUGUCAUUCCCGACAGAGAAGAGUUCCUGAGUCUGUGUGAGGUCGAAGUGUACGGCUCUAGGCUGGAUUAAGACAAGAGAAAAACAAACACAAAGCUUGCACACUGCAGACGUUUAAUUGGGUAUUUAUUGCAUCUUGCAUAGAUCAAAACAGUAGAUUAAUAAAUAGAACAUUGAUUAGUCACUUAUGGAUCAUACAUUAUAAAAGUUUGGAAACUUAGAAGAAAAAAUGUAUGCUAGAUUAGAACUGUUACAGUAAAAUAAUUACUUUGAUUCUAUGUAAAACAUGUUUGUUGUUUGUGCCUACUGACUGUUGAUUCAAGUAAAACAAUGUGAUAUUCUAGUACGUGACAUUAGUGUGUAAUUACAGUACUCUUGAUUUUUCGACUUCUCAGUUCUCACUGCUGUUGCUUUUUGUUGGAUUUUUUGUUUGUUUCAUCAUAAGCAUUUCAUAUGCUGUAACAAUCUCUGCUCCAAGAAAAGUCUGAAUUUAAUCACUGCA